AAAACAACAACCUGAAAGUGUUUUCACUUUAUUGGACAUCUAAGAUCUAGAUCUAGGGAUUUAAUCCACUCUAAAAAUCUAGAUCAUUAUACUUUAUUAUUCGGAUUAAAAUGUGUAGGCCUUGUCUAUGUAGACAUAAGAGUAACUAGGGUAGAUCUAGAUAAGUCAUCAUAAGUCGAUAAGGAGAUUUACUUUUCUUCGUAGAUCUCUUGUUAGUUAAGUUUAUUUAAGUUAAUAGUUUCUAAGUUUGUCUAUAGAUCUAUAAUAAUUCUCUAGCUAGAGUGCUAGACUAUCGAGAAGUACAUUAAAUUACAUUGAUAACAUCAUUGUAACAUUAGAUCUAUCUAGAUCUAGGUCAUUAGACCAGUUACUCAGUUACAUGAGAUGGUUAGUGUGAUCUAGAUCUAGUUCUAAGUUCUAGACUGAUUGUUCUUUGCCGUUGUCUACUAGAUAGAUCUAUUCUAUAGCUUAGUUUAUUCUGAAAGUAGAAUUUAGCAAAAAAACAUGGCGAUCAAAAUGGAAGGUCCACUCAGUAAAUGGACUAAUGUUAUGAAAGGUUGGCAAUAUCGUUGGUUUGUUUUGGAUGAUGAAUCAGGUCUUCUGUCAUAUUACACUUCCAAGGAUAAAAUGGUCAAGGGUUCUAGACGAGGAUGUGUGCGCUUAAAGGGUGCUAUCAUUGGUAUAGAUGAUGAAGAUGAAAGUACUUUUACAAUUACAGUAGACCACAAAACAUUUCAUUUUCAAGCAAGAGACGAGGAUGAAAGAGAGAGAUGGAUUGAGGCAUUGGAGUGUGCUAUAUGUAACAUUGGUGCCCCAAAAGCCAGUGAUGCCCACCAAGCCAGUACAUUAGAAGAUUUUGAAAAGAAACUCAUGGAAACUGAUGCUUACCUGCAGCUACUCAUAGAACAAAAUGAGGCCCUUGAGAAAAAGAUAUACGAAUGCCCAAACGAGGCUGAUAAAGAACGGUACAACGUGAUUAAAGUUACAGCUGAUGCUAUGAUUGAGGCCAUAAAACAUUCCAUAAUUCAGCUUCAGAUAUCAAAGGAAAAUUUAAAAGAACCUGUUGUCAAUGGAACACUGCACAAUGCUGGGCCACUCAUUACAGAUGGUGCUAAUUUCAGUCACUACAGUGCAUCCCCUAGACAAGUGGUACCAUCUUUGUCUACGGAAAAUAUAUGUAAGGAGAGCCGGCCAGGACAAAAGUACCUGACAGCACAGACCAGUAUUUCCCUCCCCAACCUCUCUUGUCCCGAUGAAACAUUAAAUGCUUCAGCUGUAGACUCAUUCCCAGUCACCUCCUAUUCCUCCAGUGAAGAUGAAGAGUUCUAUGAUGCUGAGGAGCAGAAAUCUCCAAAACGAGCAGAUCCUAACCUAGCACUAACAGAACCUGCUGACUGUGAUGAUGUGAUUCAGUCUGCUACAGAGACUCCAGUUAUCUCAGCUGCUGAAGAUUACUUUGAUGAACUGUAUGACACAAGAGACAAUGAAGAUUUGGGCUCAAUGGAGGAACAUGGGAGCAUAAUUGGACAUCUGCUAUCCCAAGUUCGUAUCGGCAUGGACCUGACCAAAGUUGUUUUACCUACGUUUAUCCUUGAGAGACGCUCACUUUUAGAAAUGUUUGCUGAUUUUUUUGCUCACCCUGAUGCAUUCACCAAAAUUGCAGAGUUGCCCACCCCUAAGGAGAGAAUGGUGCAAGUAGUGCGAUGGUAUCUUGGAGCAUUCCAUGCUGGUAGACCCAGUGAGAUAGCCAAGAAACCUUACAAUCCCAUCCUUGGGGAGACUUUCAAGUGCCACUGGCAAAUUCCUGACAGCACUGAUGACAGAGAACCAGCUAGUGAUGGACCAAUUCCAUGGGCUUCAAAAGAUAACUUAGCUUUCAUAGCGGAGCAGGUCUCCCACCACCCACCCAUUUCAGCUUUUUACUGUGAGAAUUACAACCGAAGAAUAUCACUAGAUGGCUAUGUUUGGACCAAGUCCAAGUUUCUUGGGUUGUCUAUUGGUGUCCACAUGAUUGGAGAAUGUGUGUUGUCUGUCAUAGAUUAUGAUGAAGAGUACACAUUGACCUUCCCCAGUGGCUAUGGCAGGUCUAUUCUAACUGUCCCAUGGGUAGAGCUAGGAGGAAAGAUUCUUAUUAAUUGUGCCAAGACAGGAUUUUCUAGUCAAGUGGAGUUUCACACCAAACCAUUCUACGGCAGCAAGAAACAUAGAGUUACUGCCCAGAUCUUUGAGCCCAACGAUAAAAAACCUUUUGUCAACAUAGAGGGAGAGUGGAAUGGAGUCAUGUAUGCCAAAUGGGCCACUGGAAAAAAUGAAGUUUUUGUGGAUACUAAAACAUUACCUAUCAUCAAGAAGAUUGUGCAACCACCAGAUCAGCAGGGUCCACUGGAGUCUAGGAAACUCUGGCGGAAUGUGACUUUCUACCUGAAGGAAAAGCGUGUGGAUGACGCAACAGAAGAAAAACAUAAACUAGAACAAAGACAGAGGGAUGAAGCCAAGGAAAGGAAAGAACAAGGGAAGAAAUGGGAAACUCAGUUUUUCCAUGAAGUAGGUGAACACUGGGUCUACCAUAACCCUUUGGUCAAGCGACUGAAAAAUAAGACUCCCCAGACACAACGCAAACGCCCAGCCUAAAUGCUUCCUGUCUCUUCAUUCUAGGCUCACAGUCUGCACCGGCCAGGGACCUGAUACUUCAGUCAGACAGGACCAUAAAGUGUGAAAGAUGUUUUUAUGCAAAUUAAAAUGUUUUAUUAUUAGAGAUUUUCCAUUUACCAGGGACUAGAUUGGGAUCUAUUGUCUUUUCAUGUGUACAAGCCAUUCGAUGUAUAUCUAACCUCAAGAUAUAAAUAAUUUUGGCUCAGCAGCUUCUAUUCCUUGCAGUCUUACACAUUCAUUGCAUUUUUGUUUUGUUAAAAAAAGUUGUUUUUCAGUUUCUUCCACAUCUUGCAUUUAAAAAGUAUAACUUUGAUAUUUGUUUAGUAAUGAUGUAUGUAAUUAGAAACUUAGAACUACAUUGACCUAGAUAUAGAAAAUACUUUUUUCUCUUUUUUUAAAAAAAAACAUUAUUGUCAGUUUUUUUUCAUUGUUAUUGUGUUCUAAACAUUUAUUUUAGAAAUUAAUAUAAAUUAUAAAUAAAUACAAUAUACAUACUCUGCAUGUUAAAUUUUCACCUUUGUGCUAUGUGAUUGUUCAGAUUUUUUCUUUUAGGACUAAUGCUGAACUAAGUGACUACAUGUUUAUGUUUAUGUUAACUUAAAGUAUUUUUUAAAAUAUAGCCUUUUUUUAUUGGAGGAGGGGGGGGGGGGGAGACCAGGUUUAUCUAAACAACUGAAGCCAGAUGUAUAGGGAGAAAAUACAAAAACGUGAUGGGAAAAGUUUUGGGGACAAAUUCCUGAUACUAGCUUAAUGUGGUAUAUUUUUCUGUGGGUUGUAGUACUUGCUCAAGCCCUUCAGGACAAUCAUCUCUUUGAACUAUGUUGUAGUUUUGCUUUCUCCCAAUCAUCUCUUUGAACUAUGUUGUAGUUUUGCUUUCUCCCAAUCAUCUCUUUGAACUAUGUUGUAGUUUUGCUUUCUCCCAAUCAUCUCUUUGAACUAUGUUGUAGUUUUGCUUUCUCCCAAUCAUCUCUUUGAACUAUGUUGUAGUUUUGCGUUCUCCCAAUCAUCUCUUUGAACUAUGUUGUAGUUUUGCUUUCUCCCAAUCAUCUCUUUGAACUAUGUUGUAGUUUUGCUUUCUCCCAAUCAUCUCUUUGAACUAUGUUGUAGUUUUGCUUUCUCCCAAUCAUCUCUUUGAACUAUGUUGUAGUUUUGCUUUCUCCCAAUCAUCUCUUUGAACUAUGUUGUAGUUUUGCUUUCUCCCAAUCAUCUCUUUGAACUAUGUUGUAGUUUUGCUUUCUCCCAAUCAUCUCUUUGAACUAUGUUGUAGUUUUGCUUUCUCCCAAUCAUCUCUUUGAACUAUGUUGUAGUUUUGCUUUCUCCCAAUCAUCUCUUUGAACUAUGUUGUAGUUUUGCUUUCUCCCAAUCAUCUCUUUGAACUAUGUUGUAGUUUUGCUUUCUCCCAAUCAUCUCUUUGAACUAUGUUGUAGUUUUGCGUUCUCCCAAUCAUCUCUUUGAACUAUGUUGUAGUUUUGCUUUCUCCCAAUCAUCUCUUUGAACUAUGUUGUAGUUUUGCUUUCUCCCAAUCAUCUCUUUGAACUAUGUUGUAGUUUUGCUUUCUCCCAAUCAUCUCUUUGAACUAUGUUGUAGUUUUGCUUUCUCCCAAUCAUCUCUUUGAACUAUGUUGUAGUUUUGCUUUCUCCCAAUCAUCUCUUUGAACUAUGUUGUAGUUUUGCUUUCUCCCAAUCAUCUCUUUGAACUAUGUUGUAGUUUUGCUUUCUCCCAAUCAUCUCUUUGAACUAUGUUGUAGUUUUGCUUUCUCCCUGUUUCUGCAGUCUUCCAACUGUCUCCUAUUGUCCACAGCCCCUGGUUGCAUUUGUAGCUCCUCUUGUAUUCCUACCUAUGUAUGUCCUCCCUAUCUUUGAGUUUGUGUGGACUUUAUCAACAACCAGUAUAGUGUCCAGAUGAACAAAUGCUACACCUGCUAGUGUGUGUGUGUGAUGACAUUUGAACAUGUGUGUAUAAGCUAACAUUUAUUUAUUCUUUCAUGUGAACUAUUGAGACCCUAUAAUGGUUUGGAGUUGGGGACUGGGGAUUUUAUUUUUUUUUCUCUAUGAUUUUGCUGUCUCUGUUAUUUUAUUAUUAUUUAGUAACAGCAUUGCCAUUCGAGAAAAUAGUCCUCACAAUUAUUCUAUAAAAGAAAAAAAAAGAUUUCCUAUUUCAUUAGCGAUACACAGUUUUGUUCUGAUGAUAUAUAGUAAAAGUUUUUUUUUUUCUGUAUCGUCAUAGUUACAAGCCAAAUAGUUAAGCAGCCAUACUACAUGAGUUCUUUUGUUAGAAAUUAAGGGCUUCAGAAAUGAAAAAUUCCUAAUGGAGAAAUUUGAGUUUGUCCUGACUAGUGGUAUUCAACUGUUGUGAGAGAGCAAUGUAUUAGAGGCAAUCCUUCUUCUCACUUUUGAAUGUCACAGCAAACAAUGACAUUUAUGGUAUUUUCCUGCUUUUGAAAAAAAAAAAAUAUUAGAAGAGAAAAACUUGAACCAUUGUAUAACAUUCUGAACUAGUUUAUGAAUACAACUUUGUUGAUGCCUUGAAGUAUUGUGCUAAUUUGUGAUACUGUGUACAGAUUUUGUUGACUUUAUGACAUUCAGAAUCAUUGCAGUCAUUGUUGCAUCAUCUGUGUCUUUAGUUAUUCAAGAAAUUUAAUCUGAUUUUCUUUGGACAUUGUUUUAUUUCAAUGUUGGACUGGAUUGUCUGCAAGAUUUUUUUGGUUUCAAACUAUAUGGCUUGUCUGAUAUAUUCCAAGUUAUGAAAGUUUAUUAAAAAUGAUUUUAUUUUGUAAUCUACCACAGAAAUGAAACAAUAAAUAUCUCUUUCAAUAUGGCUUGAGCAAGAGCUUUAAAGUUUAUCAAAGUUUCUAUUCCAGUCCAAUGUUUUCUAAGUCAACAUUUAGAUAUAUUUACUAUUUCUUUCAACAAUGUGAUGUUUCACAAUAAAAUUUAUUGAUACAAUGAAAA
Molecule: messenger RNA, 5603 nt
Organism: Biomphalaria glabrata
Lineage: Eukaryota; Metazoa; Mollusca; Gastropoda; Planorbidae
Product: oxysterol-binding protein-related protein 9-like
Exons: 21
Coding region: 505-2631 (708 amino acids)
Cellular component (GO): membrane; cytosol; intracellular membrane-bounded organelle
Molecular function (GO): sterol binding
Source: RefSeq, a predicted model, not a curated record